Messenger RNA from Gryllus bimaculatus (two-spotted cricket), 5833 nucleotides. NCBI's taxonomy places the organism in Eukaryota, Metazoa, Arthropoda, Insecta, Orthoptera, Gryllidae. The record is from the annotation of a GenBank genome assembly.
AUGCGUGGAGUAGGCACGUGGAAGGAGGCGCGGCCAGCGCACGAGGGGGCGGGGCCGGGGGCGGAGCCCACGACCUCCUCGGCGCACGGCGCGCCCUUGGGCGGGGGGCUGCACGCGGAGGAGAACGAGGCGGAGCCCGGCGGCGGCGGCGGCGGCGGCGGUGGGGGCCUCGGCCACGACGACUGCACCAUCCAGAAGUACGAGAUCAUGAAGGACAAUCUUCUGCUGUACAAUCAUGCCAAGCUAAUGGCUGAAGAUAAUCGAAGCUCUGGAAAAGAGUACUUAGUAAGCAUUAUGUUCAGUCAUUAUGAUCAAAACAACAAUGGAGCUCUUGAAAAAGAAGAAUUGGAAGAAAUUGCAAAGAAGGAACAUCUUAAUAAGUUAGCUAAGGGUUGCAGCUUGGGUCAUAUGUUAGCAUAUGAUGAUACUGAUAAAGAUGGAAAAUUAAACAUUAAUGAAUUUUAUGUUGCCUUUAGCAAGCUAUACAGUGUUUCAGUGGUUUCUUUGGAUAAAGCUCUCGAAGUAAACCAUCUCUCAGCCAGGGUGGGAGACAAUGUUGAGAUAAAGUGUGACGUAACAGGUACACCUCCUCCCCCAAUUGUGUGGCGCCGUAAUGAAGCUGACCUUGCGGCGUUGAAUGAAGAUGAAGUGCGUGUUUUCAGUGACGGAUCACUGUACCUCACACGCAUACAACUCAUCCAUGCUGGAAAUUAUACUUGCCAUGCACAACGUAACAAAGAUGUUGUACAAACUCAUGUCCUUACAGUACACACAAUUCCCGAAGUUAAGGUGACUCCUAGGAUUCAGUCUCGGAGACCAGGAGAAGAUGCUUCAAUGUUUUGUCAUGUCAUUGGAGAGCCAUUUCCAAAGGUGGAGUGGCUGAAGAACGAUGAGUCGUUGAAAAUGGAUAACGGUCAGAAGUAUGAAAUCAUUGGAAAUGGAACUGAACUGCAGCUUCAUAAUAUUGGUUAUGCAGAUACUGGUGCUUACAUGUGUCAAGCAACUAAUAUCGGUGGUGUGACUCGUGAUAUAUCAUCAUUGGUAGUUCAAGAAGAUCCUACUCCAAAUGCAAGAGGAUUUAAUAAUAUUUCUGCACCAAGUGAAGAGAGAAGAUUUUUUUCAUUCCAUGACUGGGGUGUAUCAGUGUAUGAACCAACUGCUUGUCGCUUGUACCAUCAAAUUCAAGCCACAGACAUCAUUCCUGGAACGCAGGAAUAUGUAUGUGGAGAUAAGGGAGUGAAUUGUAGUUGGGGUCAGGCAAUCAAUGUUGCCAACCGAUAUGUGUACGUUGCUCAGCCUCGAAAGGAUCGAGUUUUGGUUAUUAGCAAAAUUCAAAUGGUGGUUGUUGAUGUUGUUGUAACUGACAAGUAUCCUGUGGAACUUCAUUAUGUUCCACACCUUGAUCAAGUAUGGGUUCUUAAUUGGCGCAGUGAAGUCAAUGAAGGAAUCAAAACAAUCCAAAUAAUAAGAGAUGCAGCACAAAAGAGGAAACAUCAUACAGUCCACCCUGAACCAAUAGAUGGUCAGUUUGACCUCGUGAAAGGACUAUUUAUGCCCCCAAUUCAGGAUAUGUCCCAUAUGUUCAAAUAUGGUUAUGUUACUCAUACAAAUCAACGUGGGAUAUUCAAAUUGGAUCUUGCGAAUAUGCGAUAUAUAAGAAGCAUUGAUCUUGCUCCUUACAACUGUGUGCCUCGACAAAUACAAUUCUCUGCUUUAUAUGGCUUUGUAAUUAUGGAAUGUGAAGAACCUAUCACAGGAAGAGCUACUGGACAAAUACUACUUGAUUAUCUCACUGAUACAGUUUUGAGUCAUAAACCUGGUUUAUUCGGGCAUCCUCAUGUGUCGCCCAACAGUCGUGCUGUUGUUACUUUAGACCGAGCUCGAGAUGGUGUCACCCUUGUAGUCCAAGAAGUAGUUGAUAGUGGACUGAAAUUUCUCUUUGAUGUGAAGACAACUUUAAACAUCAGUGACAUAACUUUUUAUCCCUCACAAACAACUCAUGGAUAUGAUCUAUAUGCAAGUGCUACUGAUAAAGAAGAUAUUCUAUUUCUAAAUUUAGUAACAGGAAAAGUAGAAAUGAUUACUGGUGUUGGGAAAGCUAUGCAUCCUUCUUUGGCCCAGUGGGAUGCUCCAAAUCGGCCAAUUGCUGCUUCUGGCAUAUUUGGUCAUUACAUGGUCACUCCAGCCAAUGAAGCCCUUUUUGUAGUCAAUGGAGAAACACGGACAGUAAAUUGUGAGAUUGGAGGACUGGUUCAUCCUCGUACUAUUGUCUGGGUUACCAUGCAGCUUCAGUGAAGUGACAUGUUUCAGGGAAACAUGAGAUAGGGAGUAAGACAUUACUUGUAGGUGUAAAUGAACACACCUUGGUGAUUAAGUAUUUAUGAUUUCUGAAGCAUAUUCAAGAACAUGCAUUGAGGAGACUUCUGUUGUUUCUGAGAAUGAGAUAAAUUGAAACCAUGAAAUCACAUGAAUGAUGUAGAGAUCUAUUACUCAGAAAAACAGACAUUUAUUUACAGUAAGCAUUAAUAUUAUUUAAAAGCCCUUUUCCAUCUCUUUGGACAUCAUUUUUCAGGACUCAAAACCACAUUUAAUUCAGAUAACAAUUUUUUUAUAUUCUGUAUAUACUGUGUAUGAUAAUAACCAUUAUGUGUGAAAACCUUGGGUUGGUGACUACAUAUCAUUUGAAAACACUUCCGUGUGAAUCUAUUGCCUGGAGUUGGAGGUUUAUGUCAAAUAUGCCUUGAAAGAGACUGGAACAUCUGAUGGCUUUAUGAACUAUUUGUACAUUUUAUUGUAUUGCUUGUUGAUUCAAAACAGCUUCAGAAACUCUUAAAAUAAUGAUGUAACAAAUACUUUUUCAGUUUGAUGAAUUUAAUUAAAUAUAUACAUAUACAGGAUACACUCAUCUUGAUACAAUGAAAUUUUUGACUCAUUUUUUGUAUCCAUAUUAUCAUAACUAUACAGAAAUAAUUUCUACUGCAUUGGUCUUUUUACUAAUGCAAGUGAGAUUCUGCUGAAGUAGAUGACAAACCAAAGAUUAGUAAUAACUAGAUCAAUUUACAACAUUAUUUCUUUAGUCAUGUUCUUUUGUUAUGAAAAUAGUUUGAGAUUUAUUUCGUGCAUAUUUAUUGUUUGUUACACAUAAUGCCUUAGUAUUAAAACAGAACUUUUGUGCUAGUCUGAAAAAAUAAAAUAUUGUUGGUAAAUUUUCCCUAGUCAUUCAUAAAGAAUCCUCCAUUUCAUUGAUUGAUUAUUUGUAAUUAUCUGUUAUUUAAUUAAACUGAAAAUAUUUUAAAUAUUGAUAUGCUUUGAAUUGAAAGUCAUUUUCAAGCAUCUGAACAAUGAUAUUUUAUUAUUAAAAUGCAAGUGUAUUAUUUGUGAUAAUUUCUUUUGGAAGUGUAAUGACAUUUGAUGGUUUGAUGUUGAGUCAUGUAAUAUAUACAUGAAAAAAAUAUCUAAUAUAGAUAGCAAAUAUCAAUGUGACAUCAUGCAGAUGUUUAAAGAAAUUUUAUAAAAGCUGUCAUUUACAAAUAUUGCUGCAGUGUAACAAUUAAUGACAUGUAUUAAAUUUGAAAUAUUUGUUCCAAAUGCUUGUUUUCAUUAAUACUGUGCAGUAAAAUCACUGAUUCAUAUGAAAUGGAGAAAAAAAGUCUUGCAGUCCAAUAGCCAAAUUUCUUAUUCAUGGAAAUUAUUUUCUGUUUUAUACAAAUGCAUAGCAGUGGGGCUGAGAUUAAUCAGUCAGCACUUCUAAUUGUUAAAAUUACUCUAAGCUGCCUUUUCUCCACAUUCAUGGUUUCCUAUGGCUUCCAUCUGACAUGGACCAUAACGAGAAAUUUGUAUCCAAGUCAUCAAAAUGCCCACAGUUCUUUCCAUGUACAUACACUGAAGUGAACCAUUAAUCCUGUUGGUGAAUUGGUCGUAUUAUCAAACAAUAAUUAAAUAUAAAGUUAAGUAUAUGAAUUAUUUUAUUGCACCACACUGCUGUAGAUUAAUUACAAUAUAAUGCUUGUCUUUACAUAUCUUACUGAAUGAAAUAAAGAUUAAUAAUAUUCAACAAUUGCUACAGUUGUCAUCAUGCAAUCAUUAUUACAGUCAGUGUGGUGCAUUGUCAUUUUGACAUUCUGUGAAAGGACUAAUUUGUAAUGGCAUUCAAAUAGAUAGUAUAACUAAAAGGAAAACGUAUUUUGAAAAUGUAGAAACAGAAAUGUACAUUUGAUUUAAUUGAAGGGUGUGUAUGUAUUAUUUAUGUAUCAGUAUUAAUAUCCUCUUAAAAUUUGUUUAAAAAAAUUAUGUAAAUCUUCCUUAUUGUAAUCGAUAGAAUUUUUAUUCAAUUCAUUUACAGUUUAUUUCAUUGUUAACAAAGCAGAUUUUUGUAAAUAGGCAUGUUUAAAGGUAAUAAUUGUUAUUUGUGUGCAUAUGUUCUCAUACAUAUCCUUAUUCUAAAUGUUUGUUAUUUGGCUUGCAUAAUGUAUGGGUUUUUCUCAGAAUUGAAGCGUAACACUGACAUGUCAAAAUGAAAAAUGAAGUUGUACCAUACUAAGACAUUUGCCAAAACCUUGUCUAACUGUACAUAAUUAUACCCAUGAUGAAACUCCAAGAGACAUAAUAUGAAGGUAUUGAAUUAUUUGUAACUUUGAUCUUUCUUAGAUUCCACAUUUAAAGAUAGUCAGAGGUUUCUAAGUGGUUAUUUUAAGAUCUUCCACUUUCAUUUUGUAUGCUACCACAAACAAGUUUGAUGGUGAGUUGAGAAUACGAAGCACAACCCAAAUUUAAAAUUUUGAAUAUUCUAAUAUUAAUAUGCACAUUGAAAAGCUACUCUUCUUGUAGACUAACCAAUAAAAUCUUUGACAAUCUAGAACAGUUCUGAGCACAUAAGCAAUGAGAUUGGAAUACUUUAAUGAAAAUGAAUUAGUGAAUAUUUUGAUAAUUUAGUAAUGUAAUAUCUAUUUUUAUAGUCAUUAAUGGAAAAGGCAAACAAGAUGAUUUUUUUUUCUUGUAAAUAAGGAAUGUCAAUCAAGGAAAGAACUGAUAAACAAAUAUGAUUGAUGUUGAACAUUUUCUUUUUUACAUUUCUCUUCCUAAAUAUAUUCUUUUUACCAAGAAACUACAAAUUUGGCUACACAACUAUCCUAUUGCUUUAGUAUUUAUACUUUCAAAAUAUAUUACACUCAUAUUUAAUUUUUUAAAUAUUAAAAUGAUGUUGGAAUGUGGGACAUUUAAGUAGCUCCAGCUGGUGUUUUGAAGUACUAAAAUUUGGGUUGUACUUCAUACAUGAAAGAAUGUGAAAGUAAUGUAUGUAUGUAACAUAAUUAAAAUACAUAUAUAGGGCAUAUGCAUACAUAGGAGCACAUUGACUUGGCAGUGUAUCUGGACAUAUUUAGAAACUUCAAGAAAAUACCUAGUCUUGUUGAUUCAAUAUGUAUGAUUCCUAAGAUGUGCAUCAAUACAAAGUCUUUUUUGUACAACUUUUUUAUCUGCCAUUUUUUGCAUGUAGUUCGUAGAAAUGCUAACUGUAGGUGUUACGUAUUCUUUAUUCACUUAUACAUGUCAAUAGUAUUUUUUCUUACAGAUAUUAAGAAGCUUUAUGACCUAUAAAAAUAAGCAGCAAAGUACAUACUGUGUAUAUUUUUAAUAAGAGGAAAUGACAAUGGCCUCUUUUGUAAUGAUGAUGAACUUAAUUUGAAUUGAAUAAACACAAUAAUGUGUAUAAAUGUCCGUCAUUGCACAGACUUAUAAAUGUAGAACAGAUAAUAAAUAAGUAUCAAAGUGGUGAGUAGUUCUGUAAACCAAUUUUAUUUUAUCGCAUAAAAAAUGCUUUCAAAAACACCAAAUA